Molecule: messenger RNA, 1672 nt
Organism: Hyla sarda
Lineage: Eukaryota; Metazoa; Chordata; Amphibia; Anura; Hylidae
Product: N-formyl peptide receptor 3-like
Exons: 5
Coding region: 797-1621 (274 amino acids)
Biological process (GO): complement receptor mediated signaling pathway; inflammatory response; positive regulation of cytosolic calcium ion concentration
Cellular component (GO): plasma membrane
Molecular function (GO): G protein-coupled receptor activity; complement receptor activity
Source: RefSeq, a predicted model, not a curated record
ACUCCUAGCAUGCCCAAAGGCUGUCAGGGCAUGCUGGGAGUUGUAAUUUUGCAACACCUGGAGGCACCCUGGUUGGGAAACUGUGGAGUAUGCCCUAUAGAGGUGUGGUGAACUACAACCCCCAGGAGACUACAGAGGCAGCAUGCUGGUGUUAUACCACAGAUUGAAGACUCCUGAAUGACACAUGCUGGGAGUUGUAGUCCCUUUUGUGUGUGUGUAUGGCAGUGUAUCCCAACCAGGGCUGAUUAUAUUAGUGUGCUGUGUAUAAGGGGCCGACCCGGGAAAAUAGUAGGGGGGGGGGGGGGGGAGGUAAAAGGCGGAACAUACAAAGGAGACGCCCCAAACCAGCAAGGCAUGUGGCAUGCUGGGAUUUGUAGUUUUCAGCACAGCAAGAAACAGGAAAUAGAAGCAAAGAUAGGAAAACAAAGUGGGGGAUAAAAAGACAACAAAGAACGGAAAUAGAGUCGCCUAAACAGCAAGAAUAGAAAUGAAACAAAACAAAUAGGGGGGGUGGCUUGCCUAUGGAGGAGUGAAGACGUGCUAGCGGUGUCGUAUCGAUGGAAAGGCAGCAGUGGGGCAUUGAAUUAUAUGUUACACUCUGAUCCAAAGUUCUGCUUGGUCCCGAACAACCAACUAUACAGACUCUGGCAAAACGGACCCGUCACCCAAGAGCUCCUUUGAUCUUGCGUCUUUCUUCUCCUUCCCUGCUGCUGCUGCUGAUAUGUUCCUGUAAGUGAUUAAAGUUUACCUCCUUGUAUCCAUCGGUGUAUAAAGUGUAUACCUUCCCAUCAAGACUAUGGAGAAUUGCUCAAGUCCUGACAUCAAUAUUACCUGGAUGAAGUAUUGUAACAUCACUGACAAAGAAGAUGGCCGCAGCGUCCAUGUCACCACUGUUUUAUCCGCUAUUAUUUGUGCUUUGGUAUUUAUAUCGGGGACAACAGUAAAUGGCUUCGUCCUAUGGAUUAAAGUUUCCAAGAUGGAGAAGAAAUACCGGACAAUCUUGUACCUUCAUUUGUUCGUCUCAUGUUUUAUAUUCUCCUUAAUCCAGCCUCUGGACAUGGUCUACUUUGCCUUAGACAUUCACUGGCCCUUUGGUUCUUUCCUGUGUAGAUUGAACAAUGCUAUCGUCUAUCUCUACAUGGUUGUGAGUGCCCUUAUUCUCACCUUAUUCAGUGUAGACUAUUGCUUGGUCGUCCUAUUUCCUUUUGGUUUUACUCCCUAUAGGACCAAGGAGUUGGCUUCUAUACAAGUCUUAGUCAUAUGGAUCUUCUCGCUCGGAGUCUCUGUCCCUUACUUCCUUUUCAUAAACACAUACGAUUGCCAGAACUCAACCAGAUGUAUCUAUGGCGUUCUUGACAACGACCAGGUCCAGUACCGGUCUAUAGUCACCACCGCAUUUGUCCUUGGCUUCUUCAUACCAUUUCUGAUCGUCAUUUUGUGUCUCAUCAUCACCGGAUUGUUAUAUCAUAGGAAAAAUUCCUCAAGUAAGACAAAUCUACGACAUGUAACAUCUGUACAUCAGGAAGUCAACGCUACAUAUAUCAUCAUACGAGCCAAAGAGAAGAACAAUUCUUACUAUAAGAAGAGAAGUAGAAGGAAACCUAAAGUGCCUGUGAUAUAAGGAGAUCUUCUACGGGACAAUCUGCUUCUUUUCAAGGAUUUAGAGUAAAGG